GCGCCUGGCGUGAGCUCAGGACCCCUCGGGCUGGGCUGGGCUCGGCUCAAGAUGGCGGCGCUGAGAGCGGUGGGGAUGUGGCGGCGCCUGUCGGGCCGGAGUCUGCGGCUCUCAGGUUAUAACUGCCACAACUUCACAGUUUCUUCAGCUACGAUGAAUAUGACCCAUAUUAACUAUGAACUUAAAGGAGAUGUGGCGGUUGUUCGCUUCAACACACCAAACUCUAAGGUGAACACCCUGUCCCAACAGCUACAAUCAGAAUUUCUUCAGAUAAUGAAUGAAAUCUGGUCAAAUGAUGCUGCUCGAAGUGUUGUUCUGAUCUCGACUAAACCAGGUUGCUUCAUUGCUGGUGCUGACAUCAAAAUGAUCGAACAGUGUAAAACUGCUGAAGAAGUGACGCAAUUAUCUCAGGAGGGACAGAGAAUGUUUGAAAAGAUUGAGAAAUCUGUCAAACCCAUUGUGGCUGCUAUAAAUGGUUCCUGUCUUGGUGGUGGAUUGGAGGUUGCAAUCGCCUGCCAAUAUAGGAUUGCAACAAAGGACAGAAAGACUGUACUAGGUACCCCAGAAGUCAUGCUUGGUUUGCUGCCAGGAGCUGGUGGCACUCAGAGACUGCCAAAAAUGGUUGGCCUUCCUAAUGCUUUUGACAUGAUGUUAACUGGGAGAAAUAUCCGUGCAGAUAAAGCAAAGCGAAUGGGUUUGGUUGACCAAUUAGUUAAUACAAUUGGGCCAGGUUUGAAGACUCCAGAGGAAGGGACCAUUGAAUACCUAGAAGAAACAGCAAUUCAUUAUGCCAGAGGAAUUGCAAACAAGCAGAUCUCACUUAAGCGGGAGAAAAAACUAUUUGACAAGUUGCAGGAUUGGGUUAUGAGUUUCCCUUUCAUUAGACAACAGAUCUACAAAAAGGUGGAAGAAAAGGUAAAGAAGCAGACAAAAGGACUCUAUCCUGCUCCAUUGAAGAUAAUUGAGGUAGUGAAGACUGGAUUGGAGAAUGGAUCAAAUGCUGGGUAUCUGGCUGAAUCGCAGAAAUUUGGAGAACUGGCAAUGACGAAUGAAUCAAAAGCUCUUAUUGGACUUUAUCAUGGGCAAGUUGCCUGCAAGAAGAACAAGUUUGGAAGUCCACAGAAGAACUUGGAGAAAGUGGCUAUUUUAGGUGCUGGUCUUAUGGGAGCUGGGAUUGCACAGGUCACUACAGAUAAAAAUAUUAGAACUAUUCUGAAGGAUGCUACUCUGGAAGGUCUUGAUAGAGGGCAACAGCAAAUCUACAAAGGGCUGACUGAUAAAGUGAAAAAGAAAUCAUUAACAUCAUUCGAGCGCGAUCAGAUUCUGUCAAACUUGAACAGUCAGUUAGAUUACAGUGGAUUUCACAACACGGACAUGGUGAUUGAAGCGGUAUUUGAAGACUUACAAAUCAAACAUCGUGUUCUGAAGGAGGUUGAAGCCAAUAUUUCUCCUGAUUGUAUAUUUGCCAGUAAUACGUCAGCUCUACCAAUUUCUAAAAUUGCCGCUGGCAGUAAGAGACCAGACAAGGUCAUUGGCAUGCACUACUUCUCACCUGUGGACAAGAUGCAGCUCCUGGAAAUCAUCACCACAGAUCAAACCUCCAAGGAUACAACUGCAGCAGCUGUAGCUCUUGGUCUGAAGCAGGGAAAAGUCAUCAUUGUCGUAAAGGAUGGCCCUGGUUUCUAUACCACAAGAUGUCUUGCACCUACGUUAGCAGAAGCGAUCAGAAUCUUACAGGAAGAGGGUGAUCCUAAGAAACUUGAUACACUUACAACUGGCUUUGGUUUUCCUGUUGGCAUUGCUACACUGAUUGAUGAAGUUGGUAUUGAUGUAGCAGCCCAUGUUGCAGAAGAUCUUGGGAAAGUCUUUGGCGCUCGAAUGGGAGGUGGAAAUGUAGAAGUACUAAAGAAUAUGGUAGCAAAGGGAUUUUUGGGACGCAAGUCAGGGAAGGGCAACUUCAUCUAUCAGCCCGGUUCGAAAACCAGAGCUUUGAAUCCAGGAGCAAAGGAAAUCCUAGAGCAGUUUAAGCUGCCUAUAAACCCUGCUGCUUCAUCAGAUAACGAUAUUCAGUUGCGCUUGGUGAGCAGAUUUGUGAAUGAAGCCGUUUUAUGCCUUCAGGAAGGAAUUCUAAGUGACCCAGUUGAAGGAGAUAUCGGUGCUGUUUUUGGGCUGGGAUUCCCACCAUGUCUUGGAGGGCCAUUCAGAUAUGUAGAUAGCUACGGAGCAAGCAAUCUUGUUGACAAGAUGAAGAAGUAUGAAAGUAUUUUUGGAAAUGAGUUCACACCUUGUCAGUUGCUGCUGGACCAUGCUAAAGACACUAACAAGAAAUUCCACCAUUAAACCAAAGCUUGCAGUUAACAAUUACUGAAUUAAUUCUGCUACAUAAAUAUGUAUAUAUAAACAAAAUUGUGAUGCUGUCAAGAGGUUCAGAUCACAUUUCUCUUGAGAAAUGUAUACAUAAGGUAGCACUGUUAAAUAAUUUCAUUGAUAUUAAAUGAGGUUCUUGAGUAUACAGUCUAAUUAUGCCCAUUUUUAAAAUUGAAUAGUUCAGCCUGAAUCUGCUUUGAUUAGUGCCUUCAGUUACACUAUGCAAGAAUGUGUUGUUGCCUAAAAUCACACCUUCAAUUUAUGCACUUAAUAUUGUAGAUUUGUUUCCACUCAAUUUUUUUGAAUCUUGGUAAGUUCGUAUUGUCAAUUUGUCUACUCGAGUAGUAAUGAUUGACGCCAUUUCAAUGCAAUGUGUAAAAAUAAAAGGUGUUUUGGAA
Molecule: messenger RNA, 2765 nt
Organism: Callorhinchus milii (elephant shark)
Lineage: Eukaryota; Metazoa; Chordata; Chondrichthyes; Chimaeriformes; Callorhinchidae
Product: hydroxyacyl-CoA dehydrogenase trifunctional multienzyme complex subunit alpha
Exons: 20
Coding region: 52-2340 (762 amino acids)
Biological process (GO): fatty acid beta-oxidation
Cellular component (GO): mitochondrion; mitochondrial fatty acid beta-oxidation multienzyme complex
Molecular function (GO): NAD+ binding; long-chain (3S)-3-hydroxyacyl-CoA dehydrogenase (NAD+) activity; enoyl-CoA hydratase activity
Source: RefSeq, a predicted model, not a curated record